AUGACAUAUCAGCUCGUCUACAUGGCUGUCGUGCUCUACACACCUGCUCUUGCACUCAGUCAAACAACUGAACUGAACAUAUGGUUGUCGGUCAUCGCAGUUGGCGUCAUAUGCACCUUCUAUUCCUCUGUAGGUGGUUUGAAAGCUGUUAUUUGGACAGAUGUUCUGCAAUCAGUGAUUAUGCUUGUUGGUCUUCUACCAGCUAUCAUUCAAGGUCUAAUUCUGGUUGGUGGCUUCAAGCGGACAUUCUUCAUUGCUUACAGUGGGGGUCGUAUUGAAUUUGACAAAAAUUUUAAUUCUUAUCCACAGCAAUAUCAAACGCCGUAUCUAUCUCAACAGCAAAUGCAAUACCAACCUCAACAACAAUCAUAUAAUCCAUAUUCGGGAGCAUUAUGUUAUGCUGAACUUGGUUGUUCAUAUGUAUCAUCAGGUGGUGAUUAUAUAUAUCUUCGUCUAGCAUUUAGUAAUUUAAUAGGUUUUCUUCGUGUUUGGAUUGAUGUUGUAUUAUUACGACCAGUGCUUGUUGUUUUAAGUAUAUUAACAGCAUCAAAUUAUCUUGUUUAUUGGUUUUAUUCGACAUGUACACUACCUCGAAUAUUAGUUAAAUGUUUAUCAUCAUUUCUUUUAUUAAUUGUUGGUUUUAUUAAUUUAAUAUCAGCAACAUCGACAAAACGUCUUCAUCAGGUAUACAAUUAUUUUAAAAUUGGUUCUCUAGUAUUUAUUAUUGUUGCUGGUAUUUAUCGUAUGUAUUUUGGUAGAAUAGAAAAUUUUUUUGAACCAUUCGAAGGUUCAACAUAUGGCAAAAUUACAGGUGCAUUAUAUGCUGGUCUAUUUCCUUAUACUGGAUGGCAUUGUGUAAAUAAUGUAAUUGAUGAUCUUAAAGAUCCAAAUCGUAUAUUACCUCGUUCAAUUAUUAUUUCAUUAUUAAUUUGCAUUCUUAUCUAUUUUUUUACAUUCAGUUCUUAUUUUACGGUUUCAUCUGCAUAUGAUAUUUUAAUAUCUGAUGCAACAGCUGUUAGUUUUGCUGAAUGUGUUUUACCAUUUUUAUUAUAUAUUAUACCAAUUGGUAUAACGAUGUCAUGUGUUGGAACUGCAUCAGGAAAUCUUUUUAUUGUUGGACAAAUGUUUAAGGUUGCUGGUCGUGAUGGUUUAAUGCCAUACAUAUUUUCUAUGAAACAUUACGAAUCGGAUAUACGUAUAAUUGCAAUUUUAUUUGAAAUCAUUCUUAGUUUUAUUUUUCUUUACUUUAUGUCGAAUAUCAGAAAAUUGAUUAUUUGUGUUGGUAUGAUUAAUUGGACAUGUAUUUUAUUGACUGUUGUUGGUUUAAUUGUUCUUCGUUAUAAACAUCCAAAUCGUGAACGACCAAUUAAAGUUCCUUUAAUAAUUCCAAUUGUAUUUAUUUCAAUUUUAAUAAUACUUAUUGUUACAAGUGUAUUAACUGAUUUAGAAAAUAUAAGUACAUCUUUAUUUUUAUUAACCACAACUAUACCUACAUAUAUGUUUUGUGUAAUGUGGAAAAAGAAACCAAGUGACUUUAAUUGUCGAUAUAAUUCAUUUGUAAUUAUGUUACAAAAAUUAUUUCAUAUUAUAUAUGAUGAACAUAAUGAAUGA
Rotaria sordida is the source of this 1611-nucleotide messenger RNA. NCBI's taxonomy places the organism in Eukaryota, Metazoa, Rotifera, Eurotatoria, Philodinida, Philodinidae. The record is from the annotation of a GenBank genome assembly.